AUGUAAGAGUAGUUUUUAUUUGUUUUUAGUAAUAACACCAAUAUUUAAAAUCUUACAAUUACAAAUACUUUCUUAAAUAAAAAUUAAUUUUCUUAUGUUUACUAUAUACAAAGUACAAUAACCACAUCUAUUUAGAGUAUUUUAGUUCAGAACUCUACUGAUGUUGUGAUAGUUUAAAUUGAAGAGUAAGAUAUUAAUACAAUUUAAUACCUUAGUGGUAAUUUUAUACUAAAUAAUGUAACACUUCUUAAUUGUGUAGAUACAAACUUCUCUAUUCAGGUUCAGACAGUUAAAUUAUCUAAUAUUGCUUUAGAUUAUAUUGAAGUUUCAUAAACUAUUUUUAGUAUUUAAGCUGAAUAAAUAAGUUUGGAAUAUUUUAAUAUCACAAACACUAAACCAUUUUCAAAAGCAGCUGAAAAUAUUGAAAUAUCAAUGAUUAAUAUAAAUUAAUAAAACAGAGGUGGAUAUGCUCAUAUUUCUUAAUCAAAAUUCAUAAAUAUCACAAUAUCAAAUAACAAUCCUUUGAUAUUUUUAAAUGGAAUCUUUAAUAUAAUUUUGGAUAAUUUUAUAAUUAAAAAUGUGGUAAAUACAUAAAAUUAAUAUACUUCUAUCUUUGUAAUUUAAGAUUGUGAAACUGUAACUAUCACUGAUAGCUAAUUUACAAAAAAUGUUAAUAGUAAUGGUCCUGGAGGAGUUAUUUAUGCAGCUGAAAAUAAAAAUAAUAACACUUUUAAAGAUAAUGUUGGAAGAAUCUUUGGAUAAAAUUUUGGUUCUACUUUAAGGAAAGUGUAUAUUGAUUUAGAUAAUAUAGAAGCAUCAAAUUAAAUUUUGAAAUCUAUUUAAGAUGAAAACAUACUAAUCAAAUUAUUUAAAAGUGGAAAUUAAAUAAAUUUAAAAAAAAUAUAGUUAUUGGAUGAAGAAAAAAACCCAUUAAAGUUACCAGAUUUUAAUUCAGCUGAAUUUAGUUAAUUGAGUAAUGAUGUGUAAUUAUUACUAGAAUAAAUUAGUGUUUCGGUAACUUGGGAAUAAGAAAAUUAGUAAAUAUAAUGCGUUGGUUAGCUUUAAACAAAGUAGUUUACAAAUGGAGGCUUUAGCUUAGAUGUUUAAAUAUUUUAUAAGCCAAUGUCCAAUAUGACCCUAAAAAUAGUAAGUAAUAUGUUUCCAUAAAUUAAAGAUUCAAAUGGAAAUAUUAUAGUUAUAGGAGGGUAAGCAGAAUUAAAUGUUUAAGUUUUUAUGGAAUAAUGCUCAGUUGGAGAAAUACUUAUAUAAUAUGGUAAUUCUAUUGCUUGUGAAUCUUGUCCAGACGGAAAAUACUCACUGAGUUAAAAUGAUACUUAAUGUAAAUUAUGUCCUGAUUCAGCUAUAAGGUGUAUAGGUUCAAAUAUUUAUUUAUAGAAUGGAUAUUGGAGAGAAAAUGAUAAAACAGACAAUAUUUUAUAUUGUAGUUUUAAUCCAUUAUCCUGUAAACCAUAAAUUUCUACUUCUAAAUUUAACUGUGAUGUAGGUUAUAAAGGACCUCUAUGUCAGAGCUGCGAUACAUAUGGUGAUAUAUGGGAAGCUAAAUAUUCUGAAAUUUUAAAUCCUGGUCAUUGCUAUAAAUUUAUAUUUUAACUAUGUUAAGAAGAAUUAUUAAUUAACUUGAAUUUAAACUCACUGGUUACUUCCUUAAUAAAUUGA
Molecule: messenger RNA, 1677 nt
Organism: Tetrahymena thermophila SB210
Lineage: Eukaryota; Ciliophora; Oligohymenophorea; Hymenostomatida; Tetrahymenidae
Product: transmembrane protein
Exons: 6
Source: RefSeq, a predicted model, not a curated record